Molecule: messenger RNA, 832 nt
Organism: Scomber japonicus (chub mackerel)
Lineage: Eukaryota; Metazoa; Chordata; Actinopteri; Scombriformes; Scombridae
Gene: emd
Product: emerin
Exons: 7
Coding region: 8-502 (164 amino acids)
Source: RefSeq, a predicted model, not a curated record
UACAAAGAUGUCUUUAAGUGAGAAAAGUGAUGAGGAGAUCGCCCAAUUGCUCGCUCAGUAUGACAUCAAACAUGGACCCAUAGUGGACUCUACUCGAAAGCUGUAUGAGAAGAAGAUUGAAAAGGCGAUGAAGGACGCCCCAGCCAAACCCUCCUCUGAUAAGACCUACUACAGAGAGGAAGAGGAGGUUAUUACUUACAUGACAUACCACAAUCCGGUUAGACACGAAGGUUAUGCAGACAUGCUGAAACGAAGAGGCAACGCUGAGCCAGACGAAGACGAGGAAUCAGAUCAAGACACAGAGCCAUCUAUCCAGAGCAGUAGCACGACAGUCAACCACAGCACCGCACGACCGAGGGAGCCCAUCAGAAAGUCCGGAGGCUGCGUGUGGAAGAUGAUUCGACUGCUGCUACUGUUAGCUGUGUUAGGAGCUGUCUUCUACUACACCUACUUCCACGUGAUGAACAGUGAAGAAAACAUUCUGGGGCUCCGUGAUCGAUAGAUCUGAUUCGCUUUUAGGAUGUCGGGUUCCAAGCUCAUCUCUAUUCAUCUUAUUCAUCUUCAUUUAUUCGUCAACAGUUCAACAGUUUGACAGCUGUUAGUAAAGAAAUAUCACAUUCCGUGAUAUUUUAAUGGCUGGAGAUAUUCACUUUUCUUUUAUUGUCAACAAAUCUCACGCAGAGUCUAACCAACAAUGAUUUGAUCUUAUUAAGUAUUAUGUGUAUCUACAGUAUAUCCUGAUUUGUCGUAUUCCUCUGUGUCAUAAAGCUCUAUUGUUGUCCAAAAACGAUUAAAAACGCAUUGAUGAGCCUCACUGUUGUAAUGGGUGACA